Molecule: messenger RNA, 1831 nt
Organism: Drosophila rhopaloa
Lineage: Eukaryota; Metazoa; Arthropoda; Insecta; Diptera; Drosophilidae
Product: transmembrane protein 104 homolog
Exons: 4
Coding region: 115-1644 (509 amino acids)
Source: RefSeq, a predicted model, not a curated record
CUUAAUGGAAUGCACUAUCUGCUCGUCUAUUAUUGUUUUUUUUUUUGAGCAUUCGAUUGGAUUGGGAUAGGAUUGGAUAGAAGCUUGCUAAAAAGACAAAGAACCAGCAUAAAGAUGCCUCGCCUAGUCAAUGGACGCGAGGCCGCACCCACAUACUCUAAUUUGGUCGGCUUCAUAUUCAUUUUUAAUCUCAUUGUGGGAACUGGAGCCCUAACACUGCCUGGAGUUUUUUCUAGGGCAGGCUGGAUGCUGAGCCUCAUCGUUAUUGUUCUACUGGCCAUCAUAAGUUAUAUGACCGUAACCUUUAUCAUUGAGGCUAUGGCCUGUGCGAAUGCCAUCAGGAAUUGGCAAACUCUGCAGGCCUUGCGACAGAGUCGAAGUUCCGCUGAGAACAGUGAAAACGAUGAUAAUGCUGAUGAAGUCUCUCUCACAUCGGGAGCAGAUCCAGUUGGGGACUUCGAGCGGGUUCCGUUGACCAUCCAAAACCGGGAGUUUCAUUACUACCAGCUCUCCCACAAAUUCGAACUGGGCGAAAUGGCGACACUAUUCUUUAACGAAUUCGGCCGUGUAAUGUUCUAUCUCUGCCUGAUAGUUUAUCUUUACGGGGAUCUAAGCAUUUAUUCCGCCGCCGUGGCAAGAAGUCUGCGUGACGUUGUAUGUGAUCAAACAAACGGAACGGACACUAACAACUUAAUGUAUUGGCCAGGAGACUUCAAGAAUAAUACAUCACGGGCCUGCUGGAAGGAACACACCAUAUCUCGCUUAAGCAUGUACAGAGUGUUUUUAAUUGGAUUCACUCUGAUCUUCGGUCCAUUUGUUUGCUUUAAUGUACAAAAAACAAAAUACUUGCAGAUGCUCACUGCUGCCUUCCGAUGGAUGGCUUUUACCCUAAUGAUUUGCAUAUCGCUAAAACUUUUGAUCACUAGAGGUCCCAAAGGACACCCGGAGACCUUCAACGUAUAUGGUAUUCCUCCGCUUUUUGGCGCUUGUGUGUACUCGUUUAUGUGUCAUCAUUCGUUGCCCAGUUUGUUGGCACCCAUUAGGCAAAAGUCUAUGGUUUCGAAAAUUCUCUCUUUCGACUAUAUUAUUAUCUGUGCAUUUUACAUUUUACUAGCCAUGACUGGUAUUUUUGCCUUCGAACGAAUAGAAGAUCUUUACACAUUGGAUUUUCUGCCCUACGAUGUGAACUACGUAGAUUUUUGGUCAGGUUUAUUAAUUUGCAUUGAUUAUUUCUUGGCCCUUUUCCCCAUUUUCACACUGUCCACCAGUUUUCCCAUUGUGGCCAUAACCUUGAAAAACAAUCUUCAAUCACUUUUCCUGGACAUGUCACAAUUUGAAUCAUAUAGUCUUUUUGUGCGUGUGUGGUUCCCUUUACUCGCCAUAAUUCCGCCGUUUUGUAUCACUUAUUUUACGGAGAGUUUGUCCAGUUUGGUGGCAUUUACUGGCACCUAUGCUGGCACAGGCAUUCAAUACAUAAUCCCGGUCUUCCUAGUUUACUUUUCGAGACGCACUUGCUCAGAGCUCCUGGGAAGCGGAGUAAUCAAUCGUUUUCAAAGUCCUUUUAAGUCCAGUGCCUGGCUCGUUUUCGUUUUUAUUUGGUCUAUUCUAUGCGUCUGUUUGGUAUCCAUUAAUUUGUUUAGUUAGGCUUAACUAUAUCCAAAAAUAUAGAUUAUUUUAUGGCAACGAGUUUAUUACCGGUUAAUAAAGUUACCUACAUAUUUGUACAUAUUUACAACUGGAAAUGAUAAAAUGUAAGCGAAUUUAGCAAUGUAAGUGAGUAUUGAUCGGCUGUGAACUCAAAUUUUCAAUAAAAUUUAUGUAUAGGGUCUGA